This is a messenger RNA of Botrytis cinerea B05.10, 1308 nucleotides long. RefSeq lists its product as hypothetical. The transcript has 2 exons. Lineage: Eukaryota; Fungi; Ascomycota; Leotiomycetes; Helotiales; Sclerotiniaceae. The record is from RefSeq and is a predicted model, not a curated record. Bases 474 to 977 code for a protein of 167 amino acids.
GAUAAACAAAUUGAUAAUGAUAAAGAAGAAGAGCAAAAAAAAAACAUAACAAAAAAUGUUUCAGUGAAUCCAUGCCGAUUGUCUAUUGAUUCUUAUUGUUUCUGUUGAGUUCUGGGAACUGGUUGAUUGAUUGAUUUACUUGAUUGAUCACAGAGCUGAGUAGAGCGGAGUGGAGCAUCUUAUUAGCUAGGACAAGAGAAUUCGAAGAGAAGAGAAGAGAAGAUCGAUAUUGAGAACAAGACAAAUGAUCAAUACAUCAGAUUCCUGUUGAAAAGAAGAGAGAAAAAAAAGGAUAACUCGAUACAUUUUUAUUUUUAUUUUUUAUUUCAGGAAAACAAAGAAUCAAUUAGAGAGAGAGCUCUCUCUCUUUACUUGCAAAGAAAAAUCUCGCUCGCGCACAAGCAGCCAGCGACUAGGUAUCCUAAAGUUCUGCUCUCUUCUCCUCUCCUCUCUGUCUCUUUCGAAUCUCGAAAAUGGAUAUGCUGGCUCUCCUCCGCGAGAACCCUGUUGUUAAUGACAUCUACCAACUCAGCACCCCCUACCUAGCACGCGCCUAUCCCUACUUCCUGCGCGCCUAUCCGUUCCUCCACCAAACCUCUGCCAAUCUCUACACGCAACUUCUGCACCCUCUCUACCUCUUCACCAUCACCCACAUCAUGCCACUCCUCCUCCCGCUCUUCGAAGCCCUGCUCAAAGUCGGCAGUCAAAGCCCCGGAAUCGCAGUUAUUGUCGGGGUUCUCGCGAUCGUGUGGUUUAUAUUUUUCCUGAUGGGGUUGAUGAGGAGGAUGGUCGCGUGGGGAUUGCGGAUGGUGUUUGGAUUGGUGUUUUGGGGGGUGCUUGGGGGGGUGGCAGUGGUGGUUUUGCAGCGGGGCGUGGGGAGGACGGGGGUGGAGGUUUUGGAGGGGGGGAGGUGGGUGGUGGAUGUCUUUUGGAGUGAGUAUCUGAAGGCGAAGAGGGAGCAGGAGAUGAGGAAGUGAGGGUUUGGGUUUUGCGGAGGUCUUUUUGUGAUUUUGUGGGUUGGUUGGCGUUUGGGUUUGAGUUUGGAUUGGGGUUGGGUUCUGUGAUGAUAUGUGAGGAAAAUCGGGGGUAGCAAUAGAGAGGAAGAGGUGGGCGGGUGAUGAGGAAAUGCAUUGGAUAGAAGGGCAUACGCUUCGGAGCAUCGUCGAUGAUUGGAUCAGCGUUGUAAUUACCGUCCGUCGUCAGCGAAUAGGGCAACUUUAACAAUGAACAUAAUACGACGGACGUUAUGCAGACAUGAGCACAUUUUGAAGAGCAAGCUCAGGACAGAAAAUACAAAAUCUGUAGUCA